UUAACGAUAAUACUUACAUAAUAGUUCCACACAAUCAUUUGUUAACAAAAGAUAACUUUAAUAUAAAACAUGAUGUACGGACCGAAAUCAACAUAUUAUCACCACAAUGACACUAUUCUACUUAACAUUAGCCCUAAUAACACAGAUCAUAGCGGCUCAGCCAGAUGAUCUAAAUGUUGUUAAAAAAAAUGAUACAAUUCUAGAAACACUAAAAUGUGAUGAUGUUGUUAAAGACUACCAAAAAGCACCUCUCGAUUGGAUGGAUGUUGUAAUAGGACCUUCAACGCCUGUAUAUCCAUCUCCAUCUGCAACUCUGAUGGCCCAAGCUGUUCAAUCAGACAAACCUCCCGAGGAGCAAUUAGAAGAAAUAAAAGAAAUGGCAAACCAAAUAACAAUGGCGAUACAAACUGAAAUGGUCAAUCUUUUGUCAUAUGCUGUUUCAGCAACUGAUGGACCUGAGGGUAAUAAAUUAAGAAAAAAGCGAUCGGCCGAAACUCCAAUGGACUCAACACAAUUAGUAAUGCGUCUGUUAAAACAUAUUAAGUCUAAUAAUGACUAUCAAAAUAUUGCAAUCGAGAAAAUGAUGAGCGCUCAAGAAAUUGCAGAUAAAUACAACAUUCCUUUCAAAGCUGAUCCAGAAAUUCUAUCGGAUCUAGCUCUAGCUGGUACCGACCAGGCUAAAGAAUUAACUUCUAUAUUGCAAGAUGUUUGUGAUAUAAAUAAUACAACGAGAAGUAACCAGACAAUGGCGAGAGAAACCACGCCAAAUAAAAUGAGAUCCAUUCCUGCUAAACCUAAGCAAGAUGACUACUUUUCUCGAUACAACUACUAUUCCGAACCAGCACAUUACUGCUCUGUGACACCAAAACCCACAUUUUAUGACACAGUUUCCUACACACCAGUGCAAGAAUUGUAUCCAUACUGUGGUAUUGAGCCCAUGUCAUCCGUUCUUGUAGAACCUAUAGAAUCAGAGCCAGAAUUUGUUGGUGAAGAGAUAGAGGAGACUGUGUCCUCUAAAAUUUGCAUGAAAGAAGAUGACGAGCCUGGUACCAUGAGCGUGAAUCAUGUCACUACGUAUUCCGUAGCUGAAACAUCGCAUUUCAAAAAGCCAAAUAUUGAAACAAUCCCGCAACAAAUGCAAUAUUACUUUUUGCUCAUGUAAUUAUUAGGAAUAGUAUGUUACUUGUUCAGCUUAGAUUUUUUAGUACCUAAGUCAUUUAUAUAUUUUAGACCUUCCCAGAAAUCACGUCGGUUAAGAAUGGUCUUGACUCUGAAUCUUUUACUUGAAAUACAAGGCGUGCAAGUAAAACAACAAAUAUACUUUAUGUACAUUUAUAUAAAUAAAUAUAAUACGUGCUUAAAUUAA
Molecule: messenger RNA, 1366 nt
Organism: Pieris rapae (cabbage white)
Lineage: Eukaryota; Metazoa; Arthropoda; Insecta; Lepidoptera; Pieridae
Exons: 2
Coding region: 107-1162 (351 amino acids)
Source: RefSeq, a predicted model, not a curated record